Lycium barbarum (goji berry) is the source of this 1553-nucleotide messenger RNA. RefSeq lists its product as uncharacterized. NCBI's taxonomy places the organism in Eukaryota, Viridiplantae, Streptophyta, Magnoliopsida, Solanales, Solanaceae. The record is from RefSeq and is a predicted model, not a curated record. The transcript has 3 exons. Bases 643 to 1314 code for a protein of 223 amino acids.
CAAUGACAAUGGAUGUUUUGAUCAGAAUAUAAACUUUACGAGUAAUGAAGUAACUCAAUCAUCUAGUCAAGAUAAGAGAGUAGGAAAACGACGUUUAGCUGAGCAACCAACUUUGACAUCACAUCCAAAAAGAAUUAGAAACUCUAUUGGAAGCAGCUUGGCUAAAUCUGUUGAUAGAUGGACAUCAAUAGCUGAGGAACAAAUAAGGCUACAACAUGAACCAAACAACACGUCUGCGGAGAAAUUAAUGCCUUUGAUAUUGGAACUAGGCUUGUGUGAUGAAUGGAAUAUACAAAUUAUUAACCUCCUAACAAAUGAGAGAAAUGCUGAAUUCUUUGCUGCUAUGGCUCCAGAACUUCGGAAGAAAUAGGCCAUGAGCAAACUUGCUUUAUUUGAGUGAUGUCGUUAAAAGCAUGUUUGUUGUUUGAGCAAUGUUAUGGGCUAGUAUCUUGUUCUCUUUUGGAUUAUAUAUUCCUAGAGUUUUGCUGGAAACUUAUCAUAUGUUUUGUUGAAGUUUGACAUGAAAAUAUUAUGUUAUCUCUUUUUUGUUUUGAAUUUCUGCUACAUUUUGUUCCAAGUUGACAUUAUAAGAGUAUUAUGCUUUUUCUUAUGCCAUUACAGUUGGAAAAUUAAUUCUUUUCUAUGUCAAAUAGGAUGGCAAAUGAAGAUCAAUUCAUGAUGUUUCUUGCAAAAUGUGUACUUUUAGUUAGCAUUAUUGGAAAAUAUUUAGGUGUUGGACCAAAAGAAAGAGUGCACCGGUCAAUUUUAACUGGAGCAGAUUUUAUUAAAGAUUUGACUGAAAGACAUCCUUGUGGAUGCUAUGACCUACUACGUAUGAGUGUUGGAUGUUUCUUACAACUUGUAGAUGAGAUGAAAACAAGAGGUCUAUUAACUGAUUCAAGAACCGUUAAAGUUGAGGAACAGUUGGCUAUAUUUCUAUUUACGUUAGCUCAUAAUGAGAGGAAUAGAGUUGUGCAAAAUCGUUUUCAACAUUCAGGAGAAACAAUUAGUCGGUAUUUUAACAAGUGCUUGAAAGCUUGUCUACAUUUAGGAAAACACUAUUUCAAGCAGGCAGGAAGAAGUAUCCCGCAAGAAAUAUCCUCUAAUCCACUUUUCUAUCCUUGGUUCAAGGAUUGUAUUGGAGCUAUAGAUGGAACUCACAUUCCUGCAUUAAUUCCCGUGGAAGAGCAACCAAGAUAUAGAAAUCGUAAAGGAGUUCUUUCUCAAAAUGUCCUUGCUGUGGUAGAUUUUGAUAUGAACUUUCAAUACGUGCUUGCUGGUUGGGAAGGCUCUGCUUCAGAUUCUAGAGUUUGAAGAAAUGUUGUUUGGGAGAGAUCAGAAAAUAAGUUGAAAAUUCAAAAUGGAAGAUGUUACAUAGUUGAUGCAGGCUAUGCAAAUACAAAGGGAUUUCUAGCACCUUAUCGUGGUGUACGAUAUCAUUUAAGAGAAUGGAGCCAAACACAAGCACCACAAAAUGCUCGUGAACUCUUUAACUUGAGACAUUCAAAGCUUCGAAAUGUCGUGGAGAGGACAUUUACUGUUUUGAAAAAAAA